This is a messenger RNA of Doryrhamphus excisus (bluestripe pipefish), 4568 nucleotides long. RefSeq names its product kinesin family member C3 (gene kifc3). Gene Ontology annotation, molecular function: microtubule binding; ATP binding; microtubule motor activity. Lineage: Eukaryota; Metazoa; Chordata; Actinopteri; Syngnathiformes; Syngnathidae. Gene Ontology annotation, biological process: microtubule-based movement. The record is from RefSeq and is a predicted model, not a curated record. Gene Ontology annotation, cellular component: microtubule cytoskeleton.
AGCUCGAGGACGUGUCCGUGUGUGAGCGUGAUGAAGGUGAAGCAUUAAUUCACCAGUGCAGCGUCCACCUCGUCCAAUCAGCAGCCCGCAAAUCUAACCAGGAAACAAACGUGAGGACGUCCUUCGUCCAUUUGGACUUUGGACUUUGGACUACAAGAAACAACUUUUUUUUUCUCACAAUUUCACCUUUAAAAAAAAAAAGUUUCAUUGGGAAGACAGUGUCGUCACCUCCCCCCACUACGGGACAGCAUCCAGAGUUGGAAGGAGUACUGGUCUUGGUGGAUCCAGUGAUGCUGAUCUAAAUUAGGACUGCAGUGGGGGGGCGGGGUCAUGUACGUACUGUGCCCCUUGGUGGUCCUGGCGCUGCACAGCUUCUUCAAGAGCUACUGCCAAAAGGACGGGAGCCCCAACUGUGGUGGGGUCACAGGGCGGGCCCCCGGCCAUGGACUCUUCGUUGUGGGGGGGCUGCCUCAAAGCAAAGGAGCGAGGAUGAAGGGCAGGCGAGGUGGCGCCCGCAGGAAGCGAGUCCAGCCGGUCCAGAAAUCAUCCCAGCUGCUCAGUCCCACGGUCAUGUUUGGACCAAGAAAGACGUGGGACCUCGGCCACACCCCCUGUUUGCAGGAGCUCUGGAAGAACGACUUCUCUUUGGACGCGAGUUCGUUGGACUUCCUGAUGAGUGAUGGUGAGGAGGACGCCUCCUUCCUGUCUCUGCCCAGCCCCGCCUUCUCACAGCGCUCCCUUCUGACCGCAGAGCUGAACGACUCCAGCGCACCCAGGCAGCAGCAGCUGCUCAUCCAGAGAGUCACGUGGUCCUGCUGGUGGAAUCUGACUAACACACUUCAGGACAAAGUGUGCGACCUUCGGGCUCGGCUGGACUCCGAAGCACUGCAGCACGCCGUGCUGGGGCGGCCAAGCGGUCUGGCGGCGCCACAGGAGGACCGUGCGGCGCUAAGCGGUGGUGUGGACAAAGAGCAGCUGGUCACUCGGCUGUCCUCUCAGGUUGAGGAUCUGGAGAAGAAGCUUCUGAACCAAACGCAGGAGGUGGAGAGACUUCGCUCAGAACUGGGGGCGACGGACCUGGAGAAACAGCUGGAGCUUCUGGAGGUGGAGAACCGGCGUCUGAAGCGCGAGCUGACCUCCCGCAGGAGCAGCGAAGCAGCAGGCAGCUGCAGUCAGGAUGCCGAGGCUCUGCGGAGGGAGGUGUCUCGCCAUGAGAACCAGGCCCGUCAGAGAGAGCGCCACCUUGCUGAGCUGGAGAGAGAACUGCUGGAGAAAACUGCCAAGGUGGACGUCUUACAGCGGCAGGUGGACCAGUCUAGGACGCCACCAGUGGAGCCGGCAGGCCCUGGGACGUCUGUGGACCAGUUUCCCAAUGAGGCGGUGCAGGGCGUCGCUCACUCAGAAAAGGCGGAGCCUGAUGAGUCCAUGGCGACGCUGCAGCUGAAGAACGUGUUGCUACAGGAGCAGCUGUGUGUGCAGCGCCACCUGCUGCGAGAACUGGAGACGCAGCUACACGACUCGCAGAGGACCUGCGCUCAACUGAGGACGCAGAUUGCGGUCUACGAGGGCGAGAUGGAGCGUGCUCAGAAGCAGCUGGAUGCAGAGCUGCUGCACCUGAAAGAGGAGAAGAACCGCGUGAUCGAGGAGGCCUUCAUCAGGGCCGAGAGCCAAAUGAAGGCCGUGCACGAGAACCUGGCAGGCGUGCGCAUGAAGCUGGUGGGUCUUCACCCCGCCUUGAGGACGCUGACGUGUGACUACAACACGCUGAAGAAGCAAGUGCACCACUUCCCCGUCAUGCUGGACCAAGCCAUCGCCGACGCCAAGCACGAGAUCUGUCAGGUCAUCGGUGAAGUGAGCAGCACCAACCAGAACCUUCUGGAAAAAUACAAGCGGGAGAUGAACCUGAGGAAGAAGUGCCACAACGAGCUGGUCCGACUCAAAGGCAACAUCCGAGUGCUGUGCCGCGUUCGACCCGUCAGUCAGCAGGAAACGGACUCGGCCCACACCAGAACCAUGUUGACCUUUGACCCGGACGACGACGCCAUCCUCUACCUCACCAACAAGGGCAAAGUCAUGACCUUUGACCUGGACAAGGUCUUCCGGCCUCAGGCCACGCAGGAAGAGGUGUUUCAGGAAGUCCAGUCUCUGGUCACUUCCUGUAUCGACGGCUUCAACGUUUGCAUCUUUGCAUACGGACAGACGGGAUCAGGAAAGACCUACACCAUGGAGGGUGUUCCCGAAGACCCCGGUCUCAACCAGCGAGCGCUCCGCCUCCUCUUCUCCCAAGUGACGGACAAACGUCCCGACUGGGAAUACGAGAUCAGCGUCAGCAUGGUGGAGAUUUACAACGAGACUCUGAGGGAUCUUCUGGGCCAGAACAUCUCUGAAAAACUGGACAUCAAGAUGAACCCUGACGGCAGCGGACAGCUUUACGUUCCCGGACUGACGCGAGUCCCGGUCCAAAGUCCAGAGGACAUCAACAAGGUUCUGGAGGCGGGUGCAGUCUGCCGCGCGACGGCGUGCACCAACCUGAACGAGCACAGUUCUCGUUCUCACGCGCUGCUCAUCGUCAACGUCAACGGACUCAACGCCACCACAGGAGGUUGCACGCAAGGGAAACUGAACCUGGUGGACCUGGCCGGCUCGGAGCGGAUCAGGAAGUCUGGCGCGGAGGGCGGGCGCCUGCGAGAGGCUCAGUGCAUCAACAAGUCCCUGUCGGCGCUCGGCGACGUCAUCAACGCCCUGCGAGCCAAACACGCCCACGUCCCGUUCCGAAACUCCCGGCUGACCUACCUCCUCCAGGACAGUCUGGGCGGGGACAGCAAGACGCUGAUGAUGGUGCAGGUGUCCCCUCUUCUGGGAAACCUCAGCGAGUCGCUCUGCUCGCUCAAGUUCGCUCAGCGCGUUCGCAGCGUGGAGCUGAACGCCACGGGCGCCGUCUGCCGGAGGCUGGACAACUCGUCGGCUUCCUCCUCGCCCACCCACGACUGCGCCGAGCUGGACUCGCCCCCCGCCACCCCGGGGCCCCUCCCAAUCUCCCGUGCGAGCAGCGCUGGGUCCUCGCUCUCUUCGGCCUCCAGAACUUCCAGCAGCUCCCGCCGGAAAUCCCAGUCGCAGCUUUCCACCGACUCAUUUAGAGCCAAUGGUGGGGGCCAGUAGGGGCAGGACGGUUGAAGAUGGCAGCAUGAGGCGUGGACGUCGCCAUGGGAGGAGCCUCGGUUACCAUGGUGAUGAGCUGACAACAGUGUUUGUUUUAUUGCACUUUAAGGUGAUUUUAAUGUUAAUAUUAUGAUGGACAUUUUUCAUCCAAUCAGGAUGCAGACGCUUAACCAGACCUAAUUUGGUCUUUCUGAACACGCGUGUGCGUGUGCGUGUGCGUGCGCGUGCGUGUGCGUGUGCGUGUGAGACACAUUGUGUCAUGUGACUGAUGAUCCACUUUUAAUUGCUUUGCUUUUUCUAUUCCAUUUUUAAUAAACCUGGAAAAACAAACUCCUGGGGGAUGGCUAUGUUCAACAUUAGCUUAGCAUCGCCUGCCAAACGUCAACAUGACACGUAUGUAGUAUGUACACAUGCGUGUUCAUGGAUUUGUAUCCUGUCCACGUCCCUCGCCGUAUCGGGUUGGAUUUCGCUCCCUCGCUAUAUUGCCGUGUUUCCAAAUGGAACUAAUGAUGGCGGUUUGGCGGUUUGGCGGUUUAGCGGUUUGGCUGCGGCCUUUUAUUAGUCAAGUAUUGAAGACACGUUCGAUGGAGUAUUGCAGUCAUGAGGCAUCUGUCAUGUGACAGGAAGUGCUAACUUAUGGCCUUUUUGUUCAUCCUUCUCACUCAGUUUGAAACACUUUAUUUACUUUAUUCUUAACUUAAACUUAGCUCGCUAGCCAGCUGUUUUAGCGGCAUUUUGUCCCUGGAAUGAUCCCGUAGCCAGGGAUGUGAUGUAAACUAGGAAAUAAAGCUUAAUAGUGACUAUAGGGGUGUUAGUUCAUGUCUACAGGGCUCUAAUAAGGUUAAAACCCACAUUUAAAAUCAUCAAAUUUUAAGACCGACUUCUACUUUGGUUCAAAACCCCAUCAGUGAAUUUCCUCCAAUUAACCGUGAUGAGCAAGGAUUAGUGUACACGCAUAUACAGUAUUACAUGUACAUACAGUAUGAUUGUAUACGUGAUACAUGUGAUAAGCAAGGAUUAGUGUACACGCAUAUACAGUAUUACAUGUACAUACAGUAUUACAUGUACAUACAGUAUGAUUGUAUACGUGAUACAUGGAGGCGCCACAUUAAAAAUAGCUCCUUUCUCUCUGACAUGUUGACCUUGAAUGGACGGCGCCAUGUUGGAAAUGUAUUUGCUGCCAUCUUGAAACUUUUAGCGACACAAACGAACGGAGGCGGACGGCCGCCCUUCAAAAGAUCGUAGGGUUCUAGGGUUUUCCCUUUGGGCGUGGUGACCCCAGGGCCUUCUCUCAGUUCACGUUGCCCCCGUUUACCAUCCCAACAUCUUGACUUCAGUUCUCUUCUCAGCGUUGUUGUCUUUAGGUCUUCAGGAAAGACGCUGCCGUCUCUUGAUUGGUCGUCAGAAUG